This is a messenger RNA of Plenodomus lingam JN3, 1899 nucleotides long. RefSeq lists its product as uncharacterized. The record is from RefSeq and is a predicted model, not a curated record. Gene Ontology annotation, molecular function: zinc ion transmembrane transporter activity. Gene Ontology annotation, cellular component: plasma membrane. Gene Ontology annotation, biological process: zinc ion transmembrane transport. Lineage: Eukaryota; Fungi; Ascomycota; Dothideomycetes; Pleosporales; Leptosphaeriaceae.
AUGAAGAUGUUCUUAUCUGAUUUCGUGAGUAGGAUGGAAGGUCGCAAUCGCUACCACAAGAGCCGGUUCCAGCUGCAGCAUGGCAUAGAUUCCAUGGCUCGCAUUGCUAGUCCUACCAUACUUAGCCAUGGUACCUACGCGGUCGAGUCUACCUCCACCGUCGCAAAUAUCCCUAUCUGGACUGUGUUUGGGGGGGCAACACGCGACAUGACGAUGACACAUGGUCUUGCCACGGGACUAUCGCAUAUAUCCACACAUAUCCUCCAAGCCGAGCUGCGCCGAAGAGACGGGCAAGAUGGGCAAGAUGGGCAAGACCGUCCAGCGUGUGGACACAAAGGGGCAAAUCAACACUACAACACUGCCGCUCACGUGUUUGCCCUGUUCCUCAUAUUAUUCUUGAGUACUGCGGCUUGCUCGUUCCCCAUUGUCGUCAGGCGCUUUCCUUCGAUACCCAUACCCAACAAAUUCCUCUUCCUCUCUCGACACUUUGGAACAGGUGUCCUCAUCGCCACGGCUUUUGUCCACCUUCUCCCCACCGCUUUUCAGUCGCUCACCGAUCCCUGCCUCCCUCACUUCUGGAACAAGCGCUACGCAGCCAUGCCAGGCCUCGUAGCCAUGACAUCGGUCUUUGUCGUGGUGGGCAUCGAGAUGUUCUUUGCCUCCAGGGGGGCAGGUCACGUUCAUUCUACAGACUAUGAGACGCUGGGUCUGGACGAUCAGCAUGCGCCUGCACCCUCAGCCCACAGGAGGAGCCACAGCUACAGCAGGUACAACAAUGGACCUUUGCGAGCCAAUGGAAAUAUUCCAGGCAUUGUGUUGCAUGACGUCGGAUCAUCUGACAACUUGAUGGCCGGCCGAUCGCCUUCGCUAUCUCUCCCCUCGCCUGGGAUGCCUAGCAUGCCCAGCAGCCGCAAGACAAGAAAAUCAUUCGAUGAAAACGAAGAUGCUGAUGAUGAUUCGGAUCUCGAAAUUUCUCCAGAAGAGCUGGGGCCCGGAGAUGUUCAAGAUGCAGAGGAUGAGUCGCAGCUUCUCGCAUAUCCCGACCGGCAUACGCAUACGCAAGAAAACUCGCAGGAAGAUGCGGCCAAGACUGAAGCACAGAAUAACAAGUUGCUCCUUCAAUGUCUGCUGCUCGAAGCUGGAAUUCUCUUCCAUAGCAUUUUUAUUGGCAUGGCGCUGUCCGUGGCGACGGGUACGUCAUUUGGUGUUUUACUGGUGGCUAUUUCUUUCCAUCAAACUUUCGAGGGUUUUGCUCUUGGUUCCAGAAUCAGCGCUAUCCGGUUUCCAGCUGGUUCUCCGAAGCCCUGGCUGAUGGCUUUGGCUUACGGAAUGACUACACCGAUCGGACAAGCUAUUGGUCUGGCGGUACACACUUUGUACGACCCUGCAAGCCAGGCCGGUCUAUUGACCGUGGGAUUCAUGAAUGCCAUCUCAAGUGGACUGCUUUUAUUCGCCGGCCUAGUCGAGCUCCUGGCCGAGGAUUUCUUGAGCGACGAGAGCUAUAUCACGCUAAAGGGCAAGCGUCGAUUACAGGCGUGUGCAAGUGUUGUUGGAGCAAGGUCGCUUCAUUUCAAAACCUCGGAUGUACAGGGGAGCCAUGAGAGCGACGCCUUGAAGCUGGCAUAUGAGACCCAGAAAAAUGCUCUCGAUGGGCCAUCGUUCAUGGGCGCUUUCAAGAUUGAAACUAUCAACGCGCUCUGUGAAUACCAAAGUUCUCUUACCCACGAAAAACUGGAGAAGAUGAACGACGUGAUGGGCAAAGGCUUCGAGAAUCUCGGAGGUGCAAUGAAUGGACACGUCGUUUCCAUAUUGGCAUUCACGAACUCAAUUUCUGAGAUGAAUCUGAAGGAGACUGCUUUAGCUAAAGAUCGAGCCGAUGAUAUGAGCUAUAGGGUAUAG